AUUCACUGGUGUUUUGCUCGGAUACGCGAUUGACAUCUAUUUGAACGCCAAUGACAUGGAGAGCGCCCAAUCGGUUCUCAACAAAUUGACUCAAACGCAAAGAGUGACCGGAAAUCCAAGUGACCAAACAUUGGGCCGAUUUUGUAUUAAAGCAAUCGAUGCCAAGAAGUAUGCAUUUGCUAAACAGUGUAUUGAGUUUGGCUUAGAGUUAAGUAUGACUGAAAUGGUCGCUCAUGUCAAACAACACAUCACGGAAUCACCGGAUAUGGACCCAAAUAUUAAAGCCUUAUUAGUGGAGACGUGCGGUAAAGGGGAAGUGGUGUCACAAGAAGAAACCCAAGAGUCACCCAUCGAUGAUAAUCCCAUAGACAACAAGAGCUCAUUUUAGAUGCA
Messenger RNA from Oppiella nova, 393 nucleotides. The record is from the annotation of a GenBank genome assembly. NCBI's taxonomy places the organism in Eukaryota, Metazoa, Arthropoda, Arachnida, Sarcoptiformes, Oppiidae.